AUGUCUGCCCAGCAUCCAUAUCGCCAGCUCAAAAUCCCACCCGAGGCCCCAUUCGAACUCAAACCCUCUUCAGGCAAGGGAUGGGGCGGACACGAUAUUACCGAUGACGACGUCCUGAAAGGCUUGAGAGAAGCGUCCCAGGACAAGAUCUCAGAAUUCUUCCUCUUGAAAAGCGACGCUGCAGAAAUACUCGCGGAUUUGACACACGCAUUCCUGUCCAACCACUUCGCACUCGUGCUCACGGGCAAUCUCAACGCGCACCACAACGAUCCUACAGCUCAGGGGUUGUUCAUCCUCCUCUCGCGUUUCAAUCAUUCAUGCAUCCCUAAUGCGUCAAUGCCAAUGAACAAAGGAGAUUCCAUCUCCUGCGUCGCGAGCAAGGACACUCGUCCCGGUGAAGAGAUCACUUUCGCAUAUUUUGACGCGCGCCUGGAAAUGACUCGAGUCAGAUUUCAGUCAAAACGAAGUUCGGAGAUUGCCACCCGCGCUUUGAAGCAGGAUACUUGGCUUAAGAAAUGGCAGGUGGCGAGCGAGCUUUAUGGGCGACCCGAUCCUUCUGAUCAUAUGGCUAGCAUGGAGCUACUGCACUGGCGAUCUAAGGGCAUGUUCUGA
Molecule: messenger RNA, 612 nt
Organism: Penicillium cataractarum
Lineage: Eukaryota; Fungi; Ascomycota; Eurotiomycetes; Eurotiales; Aspergillaceae
Product: SET domain-containing protein
Exons: 4
Coding region: 1-612 (203 amino acids)
Cellular component (GO): nucleus
Molecular function (GO): protein binding
Source: RefSeq, a predicted model, not a curated record